GUCUAUCAAUGACCCCCAUCCGGCCCGGAAUCCUCCUCGAGCCCGCGGGGUGUGUGUUGAGCGCAAACUCAAAGCCCAGCCGCUACUUGUGUGCUCAGCAUGUCUGGUCUAGAGGUUGUCGCUGCCGUCGCGGCCGUCGUCUCCGCCUUUCACGGCGCAUCAGAACUGCUCCAGUACAUUCGCAAGAAACACAGUGCUCGCAAAUCCCCAAACUCGGCCAAGCAAGAGCGCGAGGAGCAGCGCCUGCAAGAGUCUCUGGUAGCAGCUCGACGGCAGAUUGUCGUACGUUAUGAACAAGACCAACUAGAGCUCGGUGAUGAGGUUCGUGUCGGUGACGAUAUUGCCCGAGAGCGUCUUUACCACAUUGCUCUCAUGUUGCAGGCUGAGAUAAUCAACAGCCUCAAGCAAGCUGCUACAAGCCAAGUCUGCGUGCUGGAUUUGCGCCUUCUGCACGAAGCUUCAGUUGCCAAUCGCAACGAGACGCUGGUAACCUUGGACGAGCUCAAACAACGAUUAUACUUCACUCGCCCCAUGGCGCGACAGCCAAGAGACUUGGGUGAGGGGUCGCGAGAAUGGCAAUCUCACGUCCUCGCGCCCACGACAAAAGCGAACCGCGACUCAGCCUACCAACUAUCAGACCAUUACGUUUCGCCAGUCGCUGACUACCCCCCACAUAGCGACUACAGCGCCACUAGGCAUCCCUCGACAGAUUACCCUCCACUGUAUGGCAGAGACGCGCCCCAUCUAGCUCCUUCGGCAUACGGGCCUGCACACCCCGUCGACCCAAACUUGGCCAUGGCGCUCAAAGGCCUUCCCCCCAACCUCCCGGCAGCCAUGAUGAGAGAUAUCCAGCACGUGAUCAGUUCGUACCGAGACCUCACACUCGAUGGAGGAGCCUAUCCGGAACAAAGUCGUGCAUACCACGCCGGCUAUUCUGAGCGACCAGAGGCCCGCGAUACAUCGUCCUACAAUCAUUACUCAUCUGACCCAACAAAUACCAGGUUUCAGAAGGACGCCCAGCAUGAACAUCACCACAUCCCACAAGCCUACUCAGACCAAGAUGCAGCCCAUUCUUCCAGGUCGCCAGCAUUCAAACAGGACAUAUUUGAGCUACACAGUGAACAGUACGGUGGCCGUCCGUCGUUGGUGGCUCCAAAUCCAUACCCCCAGAUGCAAACGAGAGCAUCAACACAGAACUCUCAAGGGUCAGAAUCUUCGAGUGCUAGCUCUGCUCAGUCCAACUUUGCCUCGCCCGACCGGAUCAGCCCCAACCCCUCGCACGCAUCGUCGAGCAGAAUAGCCUAUGCACCACCCCAGCACUUCCCGUCUUCUGAAAACGGUCGUAUUCCUUCGCCAUUGAGCAAAUCAUAUCAGGCCGAUGAUGACAGCUACUGUGACUUGCCUAUUCCAUGCUCUCCACACUCAUCUCCGGAAGACAGGGAGAUGCCUCCCCCCAUACCACCGUUGUCGCCCGCACGCAACCACCGCAAUGCCUCUUCAGGUACCUUUAGACAAGAACUUUCUUCCACACCAUCUCCUACAACCCACAGUAGUACAAAAUCGCCGAUACACGUACCGUGGCCAGGGACAAGCCAGAAACAACCACCCUCGACUAUGCAGCAUGCCGCGCCACAGCGGCACCCCCUCACAAUUGAAGAAGAGCAAGCACUCAGAGACUACUACCGACUCCCGAAGUACUCUGUGUCUGUCACAGCAGGCAACGCGUCAUCCAGCACUCCCAGUACGCCCAGUACGCCCAGCCAUGGCCGCGAGCACGCCAGGACAUACUCGGGACUCUCUGCCAUUACUUCUGCUGCUGCCUCCUCUUUGAGCUCUCUCAGCACUUUAAAACCCUCGCGACACCUCAGUAUCACAUCAUCCACCGCCUCGACCGAGAGCACCACAUCCAUCCCCAUUGGCAUUCUCCCCGGACGCCGCAUGCGCCCUAUCGCCCCUUCUACAUCGCACUCUGGACCCGCCCCAGCCGAGGCAAUGAUGGCCGGCCGUCCAAACAAAGACAAUUCCUAUUGGGGUUUCUGCAAAGGCGCCUGGGCCGUCCGCGAAGAUGUUAGAAAGGGCCUUGCCGUACGCACACAACCCUGUGGCUACUACACGACGCGCCAACUCUGGGGCUGCAAAUGCUGUUCCUUUACGGGCGACCUCCUCAAAGCUCCGCAUCCGACUAAAAAAUCGAAACAAAUCGAUGUGGUAGACGACCGCAUCAAGCUAUCGCAAUCGGGUAUCCGGUACCGCUGGAUUUUCCUGGCCAAAUCCCACGUCAAGAAGAAGUCGAUGGAUGCUACAGGAGAGGGUAGUUUUGGAUGCAUAUUGUGUUGCUUCCAGGACAGGGUGUCGGAGGUGUAUUGCGGCGUCGAGGCCCUGAUGAAUCAUAUUGCGCUGGUCCAUGUGGGCGAGAUGAGUGAGCAGGUGCGCAGAAAGGCAAACUGCAUCUUGGGUGUUGUGGCGGGGAGUGACGACGACUUUGACAUCAACGUGCCAAUUUUCGGCGGCAUGGACGACAGGUCGAGCAGGUAGAUGAGUGUGGCGUUGGUGUUUGUGAAAACACCCGAUAGGUUGGUUGUGAAAGCGGAGGAGUGGCAAGCGUUGGUCGCGACUUUAUGUGUAUGUACAUGUUGAGGGAUACAUGUGUCUUUUUUUCUCUACUUCAGGAUACCCUAUUUGCCUUUGUAUAUAACUUUAUCAUAUAUUUCAGUUUACUUUUGUAUAUUAAGCACUGUUUUAGC
Molecule: messenger RNA, 2744 nt
Organism: Exserohilum turcica Et28A
Lineage: Eukaryota; Fungi; Ascomycota; Dothideomycetes; Pleosporales; Pleosporaceae
Exons: 4
Coding region: 100-2535 (811 amino acids)
Source: RefSeq, a predicted model, not a curated record